AUGGAAUCUCCCCCCAUCCCCGACUCUUUCCUCAGCGGAACCCCACCCCCCGCUACCCUCCGUCUCCUCGACUUCCAAACCACCACACCCCCAAUCCCCGCCUUUAAGGAUCAUUUUGCUGCCAUUAUCGACAACUUCAUGACCCCUGUAGAAUGCGCUGAAUUCCUUCGCCUUGCCGCCGCAUCCACCCCGACCCCGCACGCUCCCUGGGACCGCGCCUUGAUCAACGCCGGCGGUGGCCGCCAGAUCCUCGCCGUCGACGCGCGAAAGAGCAGCCGCAUCCUCUGGGAUUCACCGGACGUCGCGCAGCGCCUGCUGGACCGGCUACGGCCGCACCUGCACGCGUGCGGAGUCGACCGUGUUGUAGGGCGGCCCGGCGUAACAGGACUGGGGCCGGCGCGGCGCGGCGAGGCGCUAGUGCUGACGCGGGUGAAUGAGCGGCUAAGGGUGUUGCGGUACGACGGGGGCGAUUACUUCCGGCCGCACUGGGAUGGGUGUUAUGUGACGCCGGAUGGGCGGGAGCAGUCGCUGUUUACGAUGCAUUUGUAUUUGAAUGGGGAUGGGGAGCAGGAUGCGGAAGAGUUGGGAGCGGCGAUGGAGCGGGCGGAGAAGCUGAAUGAUGAGAAUGAAAUGAAGAAGAUAGACGACAAGGAGAAGGAAGAGGAGACGCUCCUAGGUGGUGCGACGUCAUUUGCGGAUACUUUCCAUGCGACGGAAACAGUGCGCGUUUUCCCGAAGACGGGGUCAGUCUUGGUCUUUCAGCAGCGAAAUCUGCUGCAUGGGGGUGACGAUGUCUUUCGGGGCGUCAAAUUUACCGUCCGCAGUGAUUUAAUGUAUAUGCUAGAAAAAUAG
Messenger RNA from Penicillium macrosclerotiorum, 852 nucleotides. RefSeq lists its product as uncharacterized. The transcript has a single exon. Gene Ontology annotation, biological process: peptidyl-proline hydroxylation to 4-hydroxy-L-proline. The record is from RefSeq and is a predicted model, not a curated record. Gene Ontology annotation, molecular function: procollagen-proline 4-dioxygenase activity; L-ascorbic acid binding; iron ion binding. Gene Ontology annotation, cellular component: endoplasmic reticulum. Bases 1 to 852 code for a protein of 283 amino acids. NCBI's taxonomy places the organism in Eukaryota, Fungi, Ascomycota, Eurotiomycetes, Eurotiales, Aspergillaceae.